CCUGGGCCGAACGCCAGGUCCUGCAUGCAAGAUGGCUUCACAUCGCACCGAGUUCCCGGAACAUCCCUACUCGCCUUAUCCUAUUCAACAAGCCUUUAUGGAGGCGCUAUAUAAAACCUUGGAUAACGGAUCUAUCGGCCUCUUUGAAAGCCCGACAGGGACUGGGAAAACUAUCAGUCUUAUCUGCGGGGCGCUGCACUGGCUAGAGGACUUCCGGCAGCGGGAAAAGGAAGCGCAAGCAGCCGCGGCCGCAGCGGCUGGGGACGAUGAUGACCCAGAUUGGUUACGGGAGGUCCACCGCAGCACUGCAGUCGCUCCUCCGCCGGAGCCGCACCCCUGGCUGCGACGACGCAGCAAGUCGAACAGCGGCCCUCGUGUCGUACAAGCACAAACUCUCGG
This is a messenger RNA of Astrephomene gubernaculifera, 399 nucleotides long. Lineage: Eukaryota; Viridiplantae; Chlorophyta; Chlorophyceae; Chlamydomonadales; Astrephomenaceae. The record is from the annotation of a GenBank genome assembly.